AAUCAUGGGACAGAGAAUUUAAAUCGGAAUGGAACUAUGGAAGGACUUUUUUGAGUUUUGUUUUUCUUAUUUUAAAAAAAAAAAAUUCAAGAGGGAAAAGAAAGUUUUUGCCCCAAAAUUUCAAGUUUCCGCGACAAGUUUCGCGCUAUGUAGCUCUUCUACUGCCUCCUUUCCCCUUUCCCUCUUCUUCUUUCCCGUUUCUCCAAACUAAGAGAGAGAAAUUGAAGAGAGAGAAAGAAGAUAUUGCAGAAAACCAGAUGUUCGGGAGGAUAAGAUCUCCGCCGUCAACGGUGGAGUUGUUGGAAUUAGAGCGCUUGCCCUCGAAGCUUUUCAAGGACGAUUCUCUCUCCAUUUAUGAAUCGACACUUGCUAAGCUCAAGCAAGGUUCUCAACGUAAUUUAAGCCAGGAAACCCAAGUUUCCAUGGAUUUUGAAGCGAAAUCAACUGCUUCGGAGGAUUCACACAAGGGUUCGCGGUUGUGUAGCGAACAAGGACUACCUGCUUGCAGUACUGACAGUUCUUGUUCUGGUGUUUCUUCAAGUCCUGAUCAGGAACAAAAGAUAGGCAGAGAAAUCUCAAUACGUUAUUUGUUUUCCAAGUAUACUACUUCAAAUAAAAAGGAAAGCUCGACUAGUUACAAUGGUGGUUCUUCAGUAAAUAUGUCUGCCUGUUCGAGUGAGUCUGAAUCGUCAGGUUGCUCAAGACUUUAGCUUUGAUCAUGAGCAGAAUACUCAGAAUUCUGUGAAACAGUCGACACCAAAUGUCCGAGAAGGUGGUAGCAUUUUGUUUUGCUGAUUAACUUAUGAUGGUGUGUAAAAUGGAUGCAACAAUAGGGAUGAUGUUCAGUCUUCUUGUAAUGUUCAGUGUUAAUACUGUCCUUUCUAUUGCCUGAUUGGAAAUCAGAGUUCUGUUCUCCAAUAUCAGAUGAGUUCUAUCCCACUUCACAAUGUAUUGUUAAAUAUAAUACGGGGUAUUCAAAAAAAAUGUACUGUUACAAUAAAUCAUAAUCUUUAAUCACCAGCAAUUUUAUUUCA
This is a messenger RNA of Spinacia oleracea (spinach), 1034 nucleotides long. RefSeq lists its product as uncharacterized. The record is from RefSeq and is a predicted model, not a curated record. Lineage: Eukaryota; Viridiplantae; Streptophyta; Magnoliopsida; Caryophyllales; Amaranthaceae. The transcript has 2 exons. Bases 258 to 710 code for a protein of 150 amino acids.